AUGUUCAGCAUCCGGAAGUUAGUGGUUCCCACAAUCGGAAGUGCAUUUCGCCAAAUUGUGCAGAGGAAGCAAAAUGUGAGGUUAAGUUCCACAUACAGGGCAGCGAUUCUCACGGAAUUCAAUAAAAUCCCCAGGAUUGAGAGGAUGAAGGUGCAGAAUGAACUCUUCCCAGGCCAGGUGAAAAUCGGCGUUCACUUCUGCAGUCUCAACUACACUGACGUCCGGAUCAUGGAAGGCAGUCAGGAAGUGGAGCUUCCGCUGGUGCCGGGCUCUGAGUUCUCUGGUGAGAUUCUGGCUGUGGAUCCGGACAAUCGACUGGACUUCAGCGUGGGCGAUAGAGUGUUGGCGCUGAGAGGACAUCUCACCAGUUGCGGCGGUCUGGCCAGUGAAGUGAUCCUCAGCGAGAUGGACUGCUUCCUGCUCAGCGACAUCUCCCUCAAGGACGCUGCAAUCCUGCCCUAUGGCCACGGCACCGCCAUGCUGACAUUCUCCAAGUACUGCCCGCUCGACGAGAACGACACGGUGAUUGUGAUUGCCGGUCCCGGAGGUCUCGGCCUGGGCGCCAUUGAGGUGGCAUCGAGUGUGUAUCGCGCCCGGGUGAUUGCCAUCUGCGACACGGAAGACAGCAGCAUUCUGAUCCGCGACGAGGGCGCCUUCCAGACCAUCUGCAUGUCCGAGGGCUACGCCAAAGUGUACAGAUUCCUCAAGAGCGCCCUCGGCGAUCGGCGCGCCAAGUGCAUCUACGACGCCGUGGGCGGCGAGGCGCUCCACUUGCUGCAGGACUUUAUCGAUCCCGUCGCCGGACGUCUCAUCACUGUCUAUCCGCUCUUCGACGCGGAAGCCUUCAAGAGCGCCACGCCGGACUUUGGCGUGCGGCAGAAGGAUCGCGUGGACAGGACAGCGCUGGAGAAGCUGCCGCCAAUCCACGAGCGCGUGCAGCACGUGGAUCUGUACAGCUAUCAGUAUCAGGACAGGGAGUUCUUCCGCGGCAUCAUUGAGGAGACUCUCGAGCUGUACAGCGAGGAGCUGAUCAGUGCACACGUGAGCAAAGUGUUCACGCUGGAGCGACUCGAGGACGCAGUGUCAUUCAUCAAGCAGAAGAAGUGCACGGGAAAAGUGCUGAUAGAAGUCCGGGAAGACGAUUCCGAUGAGUCUGACAACGAGGACAAGCGCAAGAAGGAUUAG
This is a messenger RNA of Phlebotomus argentipes, 1185 nucleotides long. RefSeq names its product quinone oxidoreductase-like protein 2. NCBI's taxonomy places the organism in Eukaryota, Metazoa, Arthropoda, Insecta, Diptera, Psychodidae. The record is from RefSeq and is a predicted model, not a curated record. The transcript has 3 exons. Gene Ontology annotation, cellular component: mitochondrion. Gene Ontology annotation, molecular function: oxidoreductase activity. The coding region runs from base 1 to 1185 and encodes 394 amino acids.